Molecule: messenger RNA, 2067 nt
Organism: Symbiodinium sp. CCMP2592
Lineage: Eukaryota; Dinophyceae; Suessiales; Symbiodiniaceae
Source: the annotation of a GenBank genome assembly
AUGACAAGCCGAGAAGGGCAAGUCGGCGAGGACGUCGGUGAGCAAAAUGAGCAGAGUGUUGUGAAAGCUGCUAGUGAAGCAGGCAAGGCAACGGAUGCAGACCGCAGAGAGGUCUUGUCCAGCUCUGAUAGUGAAAGUUCACAGGAUGCUCCGCAGCUCAAGGCAAGUUGCAGUCCGCUGGGGGCUGACAGUACCCAUGUGGAUUCACAGCGUGCAGAAGAGGUCGGGCACGAGGCGCUGGGAGAUGCUGCUGAAGCGCCACCGUUGGUGCGCAGCCGCAGCAGGAGCGCCAGCCCGAUGGCCCAGGGCGAACCCGAUCCAGGGCCCAAGAGAGGUCCGCACGUCUUGCGGCAGUCCGGGCGUCGCCUUCGUGAUAGCGACCUCGUCCGCUUUGCUCGUGAAAAGGGCAGUGGGUACGACGAGAUCGACUUCUCCCGCAACGAUUUGACAUCGAAGUCAGUCCCCGACAUUGUGGAGAUCUGUAAGAAGUCCCACCAGCUGAAGAUUUUGAAGCUUUUCAACAACCGAUUAGGAGACGAUGGUGCCGAGGAGCUUGGAGAGAUCUUCCAGCACUGUGCAUCCAUUGAGGAGAUACAUCUCAGCCACAACGACUUCACCCGCAAAGGAGUCGAGAUUCUAGUGUUGGCUGCUGACAGGGGCCUGCCAAAGGAUGUGAAGCGUCCACUUUGGCUUCGGAUGGAGCACAACAAGGUAUCGGACACCGAAGGCUUCGCGCGUGAUUUGGAGAGGGACUGUCCUGCUGUGUGUGGCAGGGAGGACCGGCUCCCAAAGGCAGGGGGCGAGGGAAAGAGAGCUGGGGUCCAGGCCAAGGCCAAGGCCCGCUGCGCCGCGAGAGGAGAGACUCACGGAGAAGGCCCAACAGAGCUCCGAUGCGCCGUCGGAGUCGGCCGAAGGAGAGUCGCAGCCGAAGCGCCAGGAGGAGACCAAGGAUGCCUGAGAGGCAGGAGCCGUCGUGCCGCUUGCGUUUGCAAAGUGUGCCAAGGGGAGGCUGCGGAGGGCGGAGGGCUUCCAGCUCUCGAGAAAGACUGCCACAACCCCCACCUCGCAGGCCUCUUUACAGGAGGCGAGAGCGAGUCCGCCUGCCACCCAGGCUGUCCAGAUCACAACAUGCGGCCCGUGACCUCUCGCAACCGGCCGCAGGCGCCUCCGCUGGCGCAUGCAGUGCCACGUCGGGUGCCUGCCUAUACUCGACAGUUUGACAUGCUGGACAAGCAGCCCGGUCAAGGCCGUGUGGCUUCCAUUCAGCAGAAAACCUUGGCUUGCCUCCUGGCUGAAUUGAGGUGCAAGCAUCGAUUGGGGCCCGGGCCCAGUGCCGAGAGCGAGCCGAAUCGAGUCAGCAGCCGCGACGCUUUGCCACACUUCCAGGAUAGGAAUGGGGAAGACAUUCUGGAGGCUUCCUUGAAGAGCAAAUUCUGCGAUCAGAAGCUCAAAGGCUGCGAGGAGAAGCUGAUCAGCUGGAGCAAGAACAGGCGCACUCGAAGCAGCAUGGCCUCGGUCACCCCGCUUCCUGUUCGAAUCUUGGCAAUGUUGCCAUACUUUCUUCCAGUGCUGGAUGCAUUGCGCUUCUUUGGAGCUGGCCUCGCAUCCGAGCACUUGCCAAGCUAUUACCUUGCAUGUACGUCCGUUCUUUCGGCAAUUCCGCAGGAUUUUCGAGAACUCCUUGAUGUGGGGCAGCCACUCCUGCUGUUCGCAAUGCCCACAAUAGCCGUGCGGCGGCAGUUGCCGGAGCUUCUUCGCUUCAACCUUAACCAGGCCUUCCUGCUCGACCUCGCCACUUGCAUCGCUUUCCAUCUAUCUUCCUUCGCGCGAUGGAUGACAUUACAGAGUGAAAGUGCGUUCUACGUGCCUACAGCCGCGGAGCCUCCCCUGAUGCCGUUCAGCAACGUUGUGCUUCUGCUGCUUUCAGCAUGCACGAUUUACAGCAUGUGCUGCACGCUCAGCGGGACCACUCCAGAGGGCAUCCCGUACCUUUCGGCUGAAGCCAGAAGAAGUUUGGGAACAAGUGCUGCUGCCAUGAAGCGCCGCAUGACCAAAUCAGGCCGUUAA